Odobenus rosmarus divergens (Pacific walrus) is the source of this 1318-nucleotide messenger RNA. It is a transcript of the gene SLC25A34, whose product is annotated as solute carrier family 25, member 34. The coding region runs from base 362 to 1318 and encodes 318 amino acids. The transcript has 5 exons. The record is from RefSeq and is a predicted model, not a curated record. NCBI's taxonomy places the organism in Eukaryota, Metazoa, Chordata, Mammalia, Carnivora, Odobenidae.
GAAGACCAGAAAAGCAGGAGGAGGUGUCUCAGCUGAUUGGCAGCUUCUCCCCGCCCCCAAUCUCCCUCCUGCCCCAGGUGACCUUUUCCCCAGAUCCCAGGGUCCAGGCACACCCCUGCCGGGAGGUGCGGACAACAGCGACAGCUGGGAUUGGUCAGAGCCAGCGGGGACGUGUCCCAGGCUCCGCCAGCCCUGGUGGCUGAGCAGAGCAGGUGGACUCCCAAGAUAGACCAGGAGCCACUGGCCUACCAGACUGGGACCUCUGCCCUCCACACAUGGCCCCAGGCCCCCUUGGUCCCCAGCCCUGUGGCCGUGCAGGGGUGUGGACAGCCUAAGCGCCACCACCCCAGGGCCUGUGCCCAUGUCCCUGACCCAGGCACGGCCGGCCUCAGGAGCAGAGGCCAUGGAGACAGUUGCCCCAGCUGUGGACCUGGUGCUGGGCGCCUCGGCCUGUUGCCUGGCCUGCGUCUUCACCAAUCCCCUAGAGGUGGUGAAGACGAGGCUGCAGCUGCAGGGGGAGCUGCAGGCCCGCGGCACCUACCCACGGCCCUACAGGGGCUUUUUGGCCUCCGUAGCAGCUGUGGUCCGUGCAGACGGGCUGUGUGGCCUGCAGAAGGGGCUGGCCGCUGGCCUCCUUUACCAGGGCCUGAUGAAUGGUGUCCGCUUCUACUGCUACAGCCUGGCGGGCCAGGCUGGCCUCACCCAGCAGCCUGGUGGCACCGUGGUCGCGGGCGCCGUGGCUGGGGCACUGGGAGCCUUUGUGGGGAGCCCUGCUUACUUGGUCAAAACGCAGCUGCAGGCCCAGACGGUGGCCGCGAUGGCCGUGGGGCACCAGCACCAUCACCAGAGCGUUCUGGGUGCCUUGGAGACCGUCUGGCGGCAGCAGGGCCUGGCAGGGCUGUGGCGGGGCGUGGGUGGGGCCGUGCCCAGAGUCAUGGUUGGCUCAGCGGCCCAGCUGGCCACCUUUGCCUCUGCCAAGGCCUGGGUGCAGGAGCAGCAGUGGCUCCCGGAAGACAGCUGGCUGGUAGCCUUGGCUGGAGGCAUGAUCAGCAGUGUCGCUGUGGCUGCCGUCAUGACCCCCUUCGACGUGGUCAGCACACGGCUGUACAAUCAGCCCGUGGAUGGAGCCGGCAGAGGCCGGCUGUAUGGUGGACUUGCCGACUGCCUGGUGAAGAUCUGGCGGCAGGAGGGCCCCCUGGCACUCUACAAGGGUCUGGGCCCGGCCUACCUGCGCCUGGGCCCCCACACCAUCCUCAGCAUGCUCUUCUGGGAUGAGCUCCGGAAACUGGCUGCGCGGGGCCAGCGCCAGGGCACCUAG